Molecule: messenger RNA, 690 nt
Organism: Zymoseptoria tritici IPO323
Lineage: Eukaryota; Fungi; Ascomycota; Dothideomycetes; Mycosphaerellales; Mycosphaerellaceae
Exons: 1
Coding region: 1-690 (229 amino acids)
Molecular function (GO): protein binding
Source: RefSeq, a predicted model, not a curated record
AUGGCACAAGCACCUUCGAUUGACCGCCUACUCAAUCUUGUGCCGGAGUCAUCAGACACGGUGUUGAGCUACUUACAGACUCAUCCGGAUCUUGCGCUCAAACAGGAUGCGCACGGCUACAGUCUGGUCCACGCCGCAGCUUCAUAUGGACAUACAGAUCUGCUACGAGUACUGGUCAAGGACUACAAUGUCGAUCCCAACAUCAAGGACGAGGAUGGAGAGACCGCGCUCUUCAGCGUGGAAGAUGUCGCCAUGGCCAAGGAGCUGAUCGAGCUCGGAACAGAUAUGAAUCUACGCAAUGAUGAAGGCCAGCUUGCGGCAGAGAAACUCGACGAUCCCGAUGAACAGCCUGCCGUCGCGGCGUAUCUGAAGGAGGCAGCUGGUGGCGGCUCAACAGCGACCGCAGAUAUUUCUGAAUCACUCUCGAAUGGCGAUGCCGCUGGUCAUCAUCCACCGCCACCGCCACCGCUCCCUCAAGGCCUGCAACUGAACGUUGGAACCAUGCGAGCUGGCGAUGCAGGAGAAGAGCCGGAUCCGGAGUUCAGACGGCGUAUCGAGGAGCUUGCUGCCCGCGGCGACUUCGAUGGCGAGGAAGGCCAGCGUGAGCUCCGGAAUCUUGUCAUGGACGCCAUCUCAGGCGUGGCAAACGAUGCCCAAGCACCAGCAGCAUCUCGCCGGAGACUGGAUUGA